Molecule: messenger RNA, 3338 nt
Organism: Desarmillaria tabescens
Lineage: Eukaryota; Fungi; Basidiomycota; Agaricomycetes; Agaricales; Physalacriaceae
Exons: 7
Coding region: 112-3015 (967 amino acids)
Cellular component (GO): nucleus
Molecular function (GO): histone H4K20 methyltransferase activity; protein binding
Source: RefSeq, a predicted model, not a curated record
GUACAGGUUAAAUCUGCUCUUCCUCUGGUCUCUUGGCCACAAAUCAUCGUCGCUGCAGCAAGUCCCGUCCUUGCCCGUCGUCCGUCGAGCUUCGAGCGCCAUUUAUCGCUCAUGGCGCCUGCCGCCUCUCCUGCUCAUGGGUCGUCGAAAGACUCACGUUCCUGGCACCCUGUUAAAGUCAUGAAUAUGAGCGACUUGUCCAAGGACGACGACUUCCUCAGCCAUCUCCUCGUCGAGAAGCUCGGCACAGGCGCAGUACCCUUACUCGUGCACAAAAUGGAUUCAUCACGUAGGCUGCCCAAGUGCGAUGCUCAGCAACUGUUGAAGAUUGUGCGACGCCUCGUUGCUGUAAAGGGGCCUGUUCAAGUCGCCACACGCCAGGCGGUCGAUGAACUACUCCUCUUGGGACCCAUCCGUUAUUACUUCGAAUCUGAGGGCUACAGCAAGCACCAAAGGAACGCGUUUGCCACCCAUGCAUCACGAUAUUUCGAGCUCUAUCAUCCUUCAGGCUCCAUCGAGAUAUCUCAUACCUCCCGCUACUCGCACAGGACCGGCAAGUCCGAGCUCUGUAUCCUAGCGACACGCAAUCUCCCCACUGGCACCGUAAUAACUGAACUAAAGGGCUCCAUGGCCAACCUUAGCGAGGAAGAAGAUCGAGAGCUCAAGCGCACCGACCUCGUGAACUCAGAUAUUCGGCGAGACUUUAGCGUCAUUCAUUCGAAGUCUAUGAAGAAGAACCAUCUGUUUUUGGGGCCGGCCCGAUUUGUCAAUCAUGAUUGUGAUAAUAAUUGUGAACUUUUUCGUGAGGGAAGGUACAUCACGUUUCGUACUCUACGGCCAAUAGCCAUUGGGGAGGAGAUAACAGCACAUUAUGGGGAUAGUUACUUCGGCCGGCGGAACAAGCAUUGUCUAUGCGAGACAUGCGAAAAGAAGGGCAGAGGAGGAUAUGCCCCUGAUCAGGACGACGAUGACCCUGCUUCUGAUUCUGACUCUGAUAUCGAUGAACGCGAUAUGCCUGAAAACGGCGAAGAAGAUGCUCCCGUGGAUGUAAAUCUGAACGAAAGGCGCACUCGCCGGGGUGUAUAUGCCAUUUCUCGCCAACAGGAUGAAUCAGACGAAAGUGAUGAAGAAGGAGACGACGCCGUACUUGCUGCCGAUGCGAAGAACAUUCCAGAUGAAGCCGAGAUAGAGAUGACGGCCGAAAUCGAAAGCGAGUCUGACCUCACCUCUCUGACUUCAGGAGGGACCAGCGACGAGCGGCUGUCUUCUCUGUCUUCAAUCCCAACUUCUCCUCUAACACCUUCGCGGUCCUUGUCCUCUCUCAGUUCUCUUACAUCAGUAGAAGACUCUGCGCCCCCGCCACCGACCACGCCACAAUCAUCCAAGUCAACUCCGUACCGAUCCAUUAUUUCGACUCGACGUCAGAAGGCGCGAGAAGCGCAAGAACAGCCCGGCAGCAAUUCGUCUAGUCCGUCUAUCGCAUCCAAGACACCUAUGUCGACGGUCGACAAGCGCGAGACGCGUUCUGCUUCAUCUGGGAAGGGCAAAGAAAAGGAGUCUUCAACCCCUUUGUCGACGCCUUCCCGCGGUAGCAAGGGCAGAGAAAAGGCCUCGCUCAAGGAGCGAGUUAAAGUUAAGAAAGAGGACAGUGAGCCACGAAUCUUGCGUACGCGUCCCGCUCCCGUGGCAAGUUCCAACGACAUUCUGAAGGAACUCCCAAAGUUACCUGAGGUGCCAAGAGAUGCUGACGGGAAACCCCUUCCAUUGUGUGCUACCUGCCACAAUAUUUUGCCGGUUAUAUCUGUCGAUUCAAAGGUUGUCUGGGGCUUGGGGUUGGAGAUAUCGAAGAAGAAGAAGAAUAAGCAAGAUUGUCCCAGAUGUAUGCGCCAUUUUGCCAUUUAUGGUCAGCCAUGGCCGCGUCGUCUCCCUCUACCAGGAUCAGCUUCUGUGUCCGUUGCAACCCCACGGGAAGCCUCGCCUCUUGAUUCCACACCUUCCCGCCGCGUAACUCAUAAGGCUCUUUCUGUUUUGGAUCGCAAGCUCGCAGUAGCCGCUUCGGUUUCUCCCAGAGGUCGAAAACGCCGUUCCCCGGAGGAUGACCAUCCAUCUAAGCGCCAGAAAUUAGACCAAAGGUCGGCCAAGUCGCGGUCUGUUUCCAACGCUCGUUCUCGCGGUCGCGCGCCGCUCAGCGGUGUUCAUAAACGCGUAGUGAGUGCAAGUGCUGGUGCCACCGAGAAGCGGCGUAGGGGCAGGCCACGUAGGCGUAGCUUGUCUGUCAGCGCGAUCGUGAAGCAGGAACCAGAAGACGAUGAUGCUCUGCGGGUUCCACCUGCGCCCUUCAAAGAUCAACCUCGGAAUUGCAAUGGCCGUUUUGAUAGAAAGCCCGGCAUGAAAGGCAGCCCCCGUCGCCGACAGCAUCAGUCCGUGCCUAUUCCCGUUUUAUCCAGAGCUGAACGAGCAAAUGAACGAGAAAAAAUGAAAUUAAGACUAGAGCGGGAGCACGAUGCGGUUUCGUUGUCGGAUGAUGAAGGAUCGAAGCGCUCUCGUGACGAUGAUGACGACGAUGAUGAACACGCAGUCAAGAAGAAGAAACGCGAGCGCAACCUCAAGCCUGUUGGCAUGUCGAGUGGUUCUUUCGUGGCAAAUCCAAGUCCUCAGACCUUUGCCAUGUCGAAAUUGAAAACAGGGUGGAGUCCAGGUGCUGCCAGCGAGUCGUCCGAAGAAAGUGAUAAAGGUCCUGUUACCCCGGAUGAUCAUUUUUCUCCAGAGCCUGAUGUCCGCGUGAGCGUGACUUGGCCCUCAACGCCUUCAUCAGUUGCGCUGACCUUCAAACCUACGCCCGGAAACUUUGCCAGGCGUAAAUUAUCUUUAACCUUCUCGAAACCUUCAACGGAGGGGAGAAUCAGGGAUGCUGUGGAACCAGAUGCUUUGUCUUCGUCUUCCUCCACUAAUGGUGACCAACCUCGUGGGGAGAGGUUGAAUACAGGGUGGAUGAAGGAAGGGGUACGUCGAUAACGGAUGUUAUCUGAGAUCGUUCUUGGACUAACGAGCGGAUGGUUUAGGCCUGUGACCCAAAUCAGAUAUCUGACAUCGAUGGUUUUGGUCGACUUCAGCACAUAUACACUGCCAUUCCAUCUCCGAUGAAAUCAACAAAUAGACUGGUCGGACGGUUAUCCUCAUUUAAAUGCGACAUUCCCCACAGACCGCCUCACUUUAUUAAUGCUGGCUGGGAUUCUUGCUCCGACUCGGGCGAGUAGUCGUUUUAUUUACGUUUUGGACCGUGUUGUCGCGUUGCUAUCGAUUCCCGUCAUUAGUUUUUAUUCUGUCAACAUAUUCUU